UUGGUCAGAUCUACCUUCAGUUCCAUGGGAGGCUUUGAGGGCCAUCUGUACCCAGGACUGUCUCUCUUCUUCUAUGGACUUUAUCAUGCACGACUAGUCUCCAGGGCCUUAAUAUGCAACUACCCUGUCCAGUAUCUGCCACGCUAUCCCUGGAGCAAAGGACGAUGGGCAAGACUGCAGCAAGUAUGCUAUGUUGGGCUGGUGAAGAUAUUAAGUGCCUUCAUUUUAGCAGCCCAAGAGCUGCAUAACAUACAGGGACAGUUUGUACUUAUCAGCAAGAUAUAUCAUCAGAGAAACUUUUUGUACCGCAAACAGUGGCAACAUUUCACUCUCUAUAUGGCCUUCUUUCUGAGCGGGUGUGUGGAUGUGGUGAGCCAGAACUUGCUGCCCCAGCGGUGUGCUGCUCUGGAGCAGGGCGCCCAAGCCCUGGGCAUGUUUCUCUUUCUGCCUCUGAUGGUGUCUCACAUACAGGACUCCGAAGGUGUGGAGCUGCAGUCCCACGUCCUGCUCACCCAGGCCAUAUUCCUGCUGGCACUGGUGGUGGUCGCAGAGCUGUGGGCUCCCGAUAUGCUGCAGCUUUGGGUGAUGAAGGCCUUUUUUUAUAUGUUGACAGGCUCUUGGCUGAUUCAGAUAGGUUUUAUGCUGUACAAACCAAUUUCUGGCUAUAAAUGGAUGGACGAUGAUGAAAACGACAUUAUAUUUGUUACCACCUUCUUCUGCUGGCAUGUGGCUUUCAUUGCCAUUUUGAUGAUCUGGGUCUACGGCUUCUCCGUUGUGUGGUAUUGUUACAUUUGUUGAUGUCCGAACCUGGGGAAGCCCAGAAUGGUUCCUAUCACCUGCACAUUCUCAAACACCUGGAUGAGAAGUUGUGGGAAGUGGUGGUGUUAGAGAGGAAGACGACCAAGGCAGCAGACUCUCCUGGGAUGGACCUACCCCGUCUCCCCUCUGGCUUCUCUCAGUCUCAUUUGCUGAGCAGUGUGCUGGGACAGGCAACUGAAACACAAGAGGCAUGUCACAAUGACCUUCAUUCUCGGCUCCCCAAGUAUUUCCCCCACCUCCUCUUCCUCUCCUCAACUCCAGCCAAGGCAUUCUCUUUGCCUUUCUCCUCUCUGUAAUCUUCACAUCCCCCCCAGGAGAACAGAAAAAUAAAUGUACUAUAUC
Molecule: messenger RNA, 1161 nt
Organism: Enhydra lutris kenyoni (northern sea otter)
Lineage: Eukaryota; Metazoa; Chordata; Mammalia; Carnivora; Mustelidae
Product: transmembrane epididymal protein 1-like
Exons: 1
Coding region: 25-798 (257 amino acids)
Source: RefSeq, a predicted model, not a curated record